Molecule: messenger RNA, 1192 nt
Organism: Cucumis melo (muskmelon)
Lineage: Eukaryota; Viridiplantae; Streptophyta; Magnoliopsida; Cucurbitales; Cucurbitaceae
Exons: 4
Coding region: 69-797 (242 amino acids)
Source: RefSeq, a predicted model, not a curated record
CGAGUGAACUCCACACCCUCACACACUCAAUCAUUUCAGAAUUCUUACAGAGAGAUAGAUCCAGUUCCAUGGAGACCUGCUGGGGAGACGAUGAUAACAAGAAUAUUGGACAUCGGCAGGAAGAUAACUUGGCAGAGAAGCAAGAAGUUCAUGACUUUCACCAGUGGAAGAAUUUGGGGAAACAAAUCACAAAGUGUCAGAUACUAGGAGACUGCCUUCCAGAAGAACCACCUGCAAUAGUCAGAAUCAUCACACACUCAAGACCGAGACAGAUUGAGGCCAGUCCAAUACCUGCGGAGCUGUACUCACCAACUCCAAGAUCCGAAGGGAACUCGACGCUAACAUCUGAAGAGCAAAAUAUGGCUCUGAAUAAGCUGAAGAAAAAAGUUUAUGAUCCUCCGAGUAACACGAGUAGGAGAAUAAAUUUCUAUUACAGAGAGAAUAACAGAGUAAACUACAAUGAGAGGCACAACAACAAUAGUGAUGAAGAAGGCAAGGGAUGCGCCGUUUGCCUUGAAGAUUUCCAGCCAAAAGAGGAGGUGAUGACGACGCCGUGCAACCAUAUGUUUCACGAGCAAUGCAUAGUUCCAUGGGUGAAGAGCAACGGCCAAUGUCCGGUUUGCAGAUUUACCUUGUUCGAACGACGAACAGAGCGAAGAGGAGCUUCUUCCAAUUUCAACAACAAUGUAUCAAUUGCGCCACCUAGUAGCCUAGUCGACGACGAGCUCAUGUACUUGAUACGAGCCAUGGAAGAGGCUCUGAUGCUACGAAAUGUGGCCGAAUUUUGGGGAGCAUGAAGUGGCAUCACGAUCUUCCCCAAAAAAUCAACACGCAGAAUGCCCUAAAUUUGAAGGAAUGAUGAAAUCUGAUCACUAAAAAAUUAAUGUUGUCCUCUGAACAUGAAAAUAAUUCGAGGAGAGAGCUCGUUGUAAGCAUAAAAAGCAUCCUCUCGGCGAUGACAUUUUCGAUCGAUUGAGUUUCUUCUUCGAUCUUGCGAUGAUCAUGAAAUUCUUGGCGCCAAAAGCUCAUAUACUUCAUCAUGCAAUUAAUCGUAGUAAUUUUCGAAUAGUGGUUAGAAAUCAAAAUACCAUACAACCUAACAUAGAAAUAUGUGCCUUUACAAGUUAUAACCACUCGAUCACAAUCACAUGUUUUGGACUUGUUUCAUGUUGACGUGGUUAGCUUUAGAUCA